This is a messenger RNA of Pseudophryne corroboree (corroboree frog), 2191 nucleotides long. It is a transcript of the gene FAF2, whose product is annotated as Fas associated factor family member 2. The transcript is spliced from 11 exons. Gene Ontology annotation, cellular component: endoplasmic reticulum. Gene Ontology annotation, molecular function: ubiquitin binding. The record is from RefSeq and is a predicted model, not a curated record. The coding region runs from base 87 to 1424 and encodes 445 amino acids. NCBI's taxonomy places the organism in Eukaryota, Metazoa, Chordata, Amphibia, Anura, Myobatrachidae.
GAACUUCCGCCCCCCCCUCAUGUACACGAAUCCCUGGCGUCAUUUCCGGUUGAUGGGAGUGACGGGUCAGAAGGCGGAGAAGGAAGAUGGCGGCGCCGGAGGAGCGGGAGCUGAGCCAGGAGCAGACCGAAAAACUGCUGCAAUUCCAGGAUUUGACAGGAAUAGAGUCAAUGGACCAAUGUCGCCAAACUCUGCAACAACACAACUGGAAUAUAGAGGCAGCUGUCCAGGACAGAUUGAAUGAACAGGAGGGAGUUCCCAGUGUGUUUAACACCACACCUAACCGGCCGCUGCAGGUGAAUACCGCGGACCACAGAGUAUAUAGUUAUGUGGUAUCCAGGCCACAACCAAGGGGGCUCCUAGGGUGGGGUUACUACCUAAUAAUGCUUCCAUUCCGUAUCACGUAUUACACUCUGCUUGAUAUUUUUAGGGUUGCACUUCGCUUUAUUCGACCAGAUCCACGAAGCAGAGUCACUGACCCAGUUGGGGACAUAGUCUCCUUUAUACAGAUGUUUGAAGAGAAGUAUGGCAGGACACAUCCUGUGUUUUACCAGGGGACCUAUAGCCAGGGCCUAAAUGAUGCCAAACAGGAGCUGCGCUUCUUGUUAGUAUAUCUACAUGGGGAAGAUCAUCAAGAUUCUGAUGAAUUUUGCAGGAACACCCUUUGCACGUCAGAGGUCACUCAUUUUGUCAAUAGCAGAAUGUUAUUUUGGGCAUGUUCCACCAACAAGCCAGAGGGAUUCAGAGUUUCCCAGGCCCUGCGUGAGAAUACCUACCCCUUCCUUGCCAUGAUCAUGCUGAAGGACCGUAGGAUGACUGUUGUUGGUAGGCUGGAAGGUUUAAUUCAGCCGCAGGACUUAAUUAACCAGCUGACAUUUAUCAUGGAGGCUAACCAGACAUACUUAGUGUCAGAGCGACUGGAACGGGAGGAACGGAACCAAACUCAAGUACUGAGACAACAGCAGGAUGAGGCGUAUUUGGCAUCCCUGCGUGCGGACCAGGAGAAGGAACGUAAGAAGAGAGAGAAGCAAGAACAGAAAAGAAGAGAGGAGGAGGAGGCACAGCUUAGACAGCAGGCAGAAGAAAGGAAGAAAAGGAACUUGCAGGAAGAGAAGGAGCGCAGGUCAGAGGGUCUCCCAGCAGAACCGCUACUGGACCAUCCUAAUAGUGUGAAAAUAAUUUUCAAGAUGCCAAAUGACACCAGAGUGGAGCGAAGAUUCCUCUUCACACAAUCGCUAUCGGUGAUUCAUGAUUUUCUUUUUUCUUUGAAAGAGACACCUGAGCAGUUCCAGAUAGUGGCAAAUUUUCCUAGAAGGGUGCUGCCAUGCUUUCCUACUGAGGAAGUCCCUGUGCCUCCCACCCUCCAGGAAGCUGGACUCAGCCGUUCACAGCUUCUCUUUGUACAGGAUCUCACAGACGAAUGACAAAUAUCUAUUUUUAUUUCCCCAAGGAAAUUUGGGGAAGGAAGAGAGAUAAUAAGCCAGGUAGGGAGGAAUGAGAGAUACCAAUUCUCAUUGAAACACAUUUUUUUUUCCUUAAUGACUGCUGCUACUGACUGUAUCCAGGCAAGCAUGUAGCAGUGAAUCGUCUCUCCCUAUUGGAAGGGGAUGAAGGCCAGAUGACCACGAACAUUAGAAUGCAGAGAGAUGUGCAGGGUCCCAUUUGGUAUUUUCAGAGUGACAAAUAAUCUGUCCACUUUCAGGAGGCAUUUGCAGAGCAUUGCCUUGCAUGCCUCUCCACCUUGGCAAAGGAAGAACCACCUCUACGGAGUUUACACCCACAUCUACCCCUCAAACAGGUUUUGUGAGGGGGUAGAACUGUUGUCAUUUUUGUUUGAGAGACAAAAUGAAACACCUUUCCUGACUCUGUAUAAAGCAUUUUUUGUUUUUAAAUUUACCAUUUUUUCCUUGUUACUUUCUAAAUAGACCAAAGGAGAAAGAUCGGCAGCUGUCUCCAUCAUUAAUGGAUUUUCAGCGGAUCCAGUUUUGAAGAGUGUGUGUGAAGGAUGUCACUUCAGGAUUGAAGGGGUCAUGGUAAUUGCCGACCCUUCCCCCCUGUAGUGUAAUAAAGGCAAUAUAUAGUGACUGGUCUCCCUGCUUAGAUGCCUUCAUGUCACUAGUAUACUGUAUGUCCCGACUGGACUAUAUUCCAGAUUAUAAUUUAUUCCAGAUAUUAAAAACAUUUUAGAGUU